Molecule: messenger RNA, 810 nt
Organism: Cladocopium goreaui
Lineage: Eukaryota; Dinophyceae; Suessiales; Symbiodiniaceae
Source: the annotation of a GenBank genome assembly
GUGAACCUUGCCCAACCUUGCCUUGCAUCGACCAUGUUGACCUAACAAUCCUAGCAGUUUUGUGAUGGCGCCCAAAUUGCCAAAUCAUUUGGCAUCGCUGCUGCGACACCAGCCAGCGGCUUCGCCAGUGGCCGCCUCCAGUGCUGCCAAAACCAGUCAGGAUGGUAAGGCAGCACGGAAGAAAGCCGCCAGGGUAAAGCGAAGAGCAAAGGCCAAGGAGGAUCGUGCUGCAGACCGUGCAGAGAGGGUGGAAAAGAAGAAGCAGCUACAGGAGGUAGAGGUCAAAGCGGACCCUCCUGAAAGUACCAUCGCCAAGAAGAAGAAGAAACUGGUGCCCAAGAAAAAACGUGCUGCAGUUGCCAAGAGAGAAGGCGAAGAAAAUAAGGCUCCGAAGCCCACGGGCCCCAAGGCCUCAGCGGCCUCAGCGGCCAGUCCCUUUGACCCGGCAGCAGCAGCAGACGAGGCGCUGCUGCUUGAUCUGGAGAAGAAGUUGGGCAUUGCAGGCGACAGCAAGCGCCGGCGCAAGGAGGAGAAACAGAUUUUUGCAGAUCUUUUUGAGGCCGAAGAUUUGGGAAUCGAGCAGCUUCCAUCAUCCGAUGAGGAUGAGACAAAGGCUGGCUUGGAAGCUUUGAAGGAUGAGGACAUGGUGGGUUUGCUUGACAGCAUUUUGGGGGGUAAAACAGCCUCCAAAGGGCCAAACAAGGCCAAAGUGAGCAAGAAGAAAUCCAAGGCAAAGUGAGAAGUAAGGAGUUUCACCAAGGAGGAAGGAUAUUGGUUACGAGUUUGGCAAAGCCGUUGCUGACGAAAAAA